Caenorhabditis elegans is the source of this 1118-nucleotide messenger RNA. RefSeq names its product Serpentine Receptor, class D (Delta) (gene srd-53). The transcript is spliced from 6 exons. Gene Ontology annotation, cellular component: membrane. The record is from RefSeq and is marked reviewed. NCBI's taxonomy places the organism in Eukaryota, Metazoa, Nematoda, Chromadorea, Rhabditida, Rhabditidae. Bases 1 to 1011 code for a protein of 336 amino acids.
AUGGAUCUUUUUGGUUCAAGUUCGAAUCGUUUUGUUCCAAUAAUCAACAUCUACUUUCAUUUCUACCUUGUUUCCGGUUUAUUUUUUCAAUGUAUUCUGAUGAUUCUUAUCAUUCGAAAGUCUCCCAACAGCUUGAAUGACCUCAAACUGUUUCUAUACAACACGGCGUUUUGUCAGAUUGCAAACAUUCUUUCUGCUUAUUUUAUUCAAUAUAGGGCGUUACCCAACACAACAACUCUAGCGGUUCUGGCAAAUGGGCUGUGUAGGAAAUUCGGACCGGAAGUCUGUUUUGGAACUUAUCAUGUUUAUUUGGGUAUCAGCUCAAGUGUAGCUCUUUCCAUUUCAACAACCGUUAUGUUUCGAUAUUCUCUAAUAAAAAACUGGCGUUUAAGCAGAACAUCAUUACGUGGAUUGAUUAUAUGUGGACAUAUUGCGCCGUUCAUUGCUACAGCCAUUCCUUUCACGACGCAAUGGGAUUUUGACGUUGUUCGUGCACAAUCAGUGAAAGAGCAUUCAACAUAUGAUCUUUCUAUUUAUGCUCCAUUUUCUGGAUUUUCUGAUACAAGAUCUUUCCAAUUCUUGUUUGUCACUGCGGCAAUUGCUAUUGGAGCAUACUUUGUCCCUUUAAUGUCGGUUUUUGUUAUUCGGAAAAUUAUGAUAGUGACCAAAGCUCAUUCAAAAAUGUCUGAAAACACUAAACGUCACACGAGGAUGUUAAUGAAGGGUCUGGCGUGCCAAGUUUUGCUCCCAUUGAUCUCUUAUUUUCCCAUCAUUACGCUUUAUUUGGUCACUCAAAUGACAGCAGAAGAGUUCCUUAUAACAGAACAUCUUCUGAAUAUUAUGACGUGUUUCCCUGCACUCGUUGAUCCUUUUAUUUCAUUUUAUUUUAUAGUACCAUAUCGGGUAGCACUGUUAAAACUGGUAAAAAAGAAAGUGGAUUCAACAAUCGAUGUGACAACAUACAUACCACCACCAGUUUCUUUCCGUCAUUCAAGCACAAUUCAUGGCUGAGGAUAAGUCCAUCAAUCAAUGAACAGUUGUUGAUUAACAACUGGUGCUUCUGAUAAAUCUUGUUCAAUUUUUAUAUUAUAUAAAAAUAAAUGAAAUUAUGUUUAUUA